GCUGAGCUGAAGACUUGCGUCAUUAAGAAAAUGUGUGGCUGGGUACCAGUUUUGUCUGGAUUUUUUUAAUUGACUAUAUAAAAGCAGGAAUGAAUGGAAAAUUCCAAUGUACCCAAAUACAGAUAUUUUUAUUACAUAACAUGGAAAUACUAAUAAUUCUCAUUAAUAUAAGGAUGCAAAUAAGUAUCGAUUCUUCCUUUGUCAGCAAUAUCCUUCAAAAUAAUGGGCCCGGAGAGAUAAUCUCGUACUCGGGCGACUCUCUAUUUAAAGUCGAUACCAUUGUGUUCGAAUAACUGCAUGUUAAUCUCUAUUUGUGCUCAGGGAGCAUUACAAAUUUAACCCUUUUCUCAUUUACUUACAUCUCGUCUCUGACUAAAUACAAUCAACACGAAGUCAGAGUCAUGCGCUUGCAUUAAAUAAAGUGAAGUCAUUUAAACUGAGAUUAAAUUAUAUGUAAUCAUCACAUGGCAUCCCAGACAGCAGAUGUUUUUCAGAUUAUAAGCACAUACUUAUCAUCAUUAGUAGGGUAAAGCUCUCUCAUUAAUAUCAUUCAUUAUGACGAUAUUGUGACAUUUAACAUCUCUCGUUACUCUUUCUAAUUUUUAAUAUCUUUCCUAAAAAAAACAUUAAUUAAAAAGAACGUAUUUACAAUGCCCUGUGAAAUUGUGGACGUUGGAGAGAUCGCUGAUAGUUUCAGGGAGGAAAUAGUGGCAGCAAUAAAGAAAGAGGACCUCAAUUUCGGGCCCAAGCUGGUCGGAUUUUUGUCUAAUUCUGACCCAACAGCCAAAACAUAUUCCGCUCUCACGGCUCAAUCCUGUCUCGCUGUCGGGAUUCACUACGAACUUCGACACGUGGAUAAGGAAGACUUGGAGGAGAAAAUAGUCGAGGCAAAUGAAGACAAUUCUGUUCAUGGUAUCAUUGUCUAUUAUCCCGUCUUCAACUCUCGUCAGGACCAAUAUUUGCAAAAUGUCCUAAGCGCCAAGAAAGACGUGGAAGGACUCUGUCAUAAAUAUAUUUACAAUAUGUACCACAACGUACGAUUUCUCGACGAAGGGAAAGAGAUUAAGUCCAUCAUCCCGUGCACGCCGUUGGCCAUCGUGAAGAUCUUGGAACAUAUUGCAGCCUAUAAUCGUCUCCUACCUUAUGGAAAUCGCCUCCAUGGCAGAGUGAUUACGGUCAUAAACCGCAGUGAAGUGGUGGGCCGGCCCCUCGCUGCAUUACUUGCGAACGACGGGGCAAAAGUUUUCUCCGUGGAUAUUAACGAUGUCCAGGAAUUUCAUAGAGGAACCGGCCUCCAGUUCUCAACUCAUGAAGCGAAAAACACGUCUUACAAGAUGACGGAUGUUCUGCCCUUUUCCGACGUUGUGAUUUCCGGAGUGCCCUCGGCUAAUUUCAAAGUUCCAACGGAGCUGUUAAAGGACGGAGUAAUAGCAAUAAAUUUCUCGGGUUCGAAUAACUUUGGGGAUGAUGUGAAGCACCGGGCGUCCUUUUAUGCGCCGGCCAUCGGCAAGAUUACCAUCGCCAUGUUGCAGAGGAAUCUCAUUCGGUUGUAUCAAAACUACAGGGACGAUGAGUAAUGAAAUGAAUGGUGGAGGAAGAGGACGUUGGAGUAUAAUUUAAGUAGUUGACUUUAUUUAUAUUUUGUAAUAAAGAUUUUUUAAGUAUUUUGGGGAGAUA
Folsomia candida is the source of this 1677-nucleotide messenger RNA. Its product is annotated as methylenetetrahydrofolate dehydrogenase [NAD(+)]. The record is from RefSeq and is a predicted model, not a curated record. Gene Ontology annotation, cellular component: cytosol. Bases 651 to 1577 code for a protein of 308 amino acids. Gene Ontology annotation, biological process: purine nucleobase biosynthetic process. Gene Ontology annotation, molecular function: methylenetetrahydrofolate dehydrogenase (NAD+) activity; methylenetetrahydrofolate dehydrogenase (NADP+) activity. NCBI's taxonomy places the organism in Eukaryota, Metazoa, Arthropoda, Collembola, Entomobryomorpha, Isotomidae. The transcript is spliced from 8 exons.